CACUGAUGUAAAGAACCAUACAAAGGGUGGAAGAAGUUUUGUAAUGCCAGGGCCAACACAAUAUCAUUGAAACAAAGGAUUUCAAUCAAUAUAAAGUGUAAAGCGAGGAAAUGAGCAAGAGCAUCAGAACUGCAUCGCUCUAAAGGAACAGGCAAAAAAAAGACUGAAAGAUGCUCUACUACGUUGCAUUUUUACUUUUGGCUGCUGCCAUUAUCCACAAUAGUGAAGGUGGAAAAAUAGCAAAAUGGCAGGGCAAAAUCAUUGGUGUUGGUAUGAACAACCAUCUUUAUAUGAGACAGAGCACUUCUAGGCAUCACCGAUGGAUUCCACUUCCUCAUGGCUGCUGCGUUACUCAAAUUCAUGUUUUGAGUAAUGGCCACAUUCUUGGCGUUGGAACGAACAGACAUCUUUACAUAAAAAGAAAUCUUUACGGAGGGUGGGCACAUGUUCCAAAUUCAUGCUGCGUGAAAGAUGUAACAACAUUUAGGUCAGAAAGCUGCGAGAGAAGAAGCAUUGUUGGUGUUGGUAUGGGUGGCAAACUCUACUCAAAGAGUACUCUCAACAGCCGUUGGGUUGGUCCAUAUGCCCAUUCCGGUGUUGUCAAGGCAGUGGCGGGCGUGACUGGUAGGAUCUACGGUGUUGGUAUGGACAACUUUAUAUACCGAAGAGAGGAUCUCAAUGGCCGAUGGAGCCGAAUUCCUGGUUCUUGCUGUGUCAAAGACAUCUCUGUCCAAGAUGAUUUUUUCAAGCAUUUCACUUACGGUAUUGGUAUGAACAACCAAAUGUACUCAACCUCGCUUGCUAAUACCCGCAGAGUCAGGUGGACUUACCAGGGUAGACAUACAUGUUGUAUAAAAUCCGUACAAACCAUGCCUGUUGCAGUCAAAAUUGUGGGAAUUGGUACCAAUAAACAGCUUUACUCCAAGUCAGCCAUCAAUGCACCAUGGUCCCAUGUUCCUGGAAGCAGUAAUUUAAUCGGCAUCGCCCCUCUGAUAAACAAACAAAUUGUUGGCAUUCGAACAAAUCACAGGAUGUACACCAAACCAUCAAUAGGGGGUAGUAGCCCAUGGAGAGAGGUUCCACAUUCCUGUUGCGUAAAAUCGGCUGUGCAGUUGAGCAGCGGACGCGUGAUUGGAGUAGGAUUGGGCAAUCAACUUUGGCAUAGAGCUGGGAUUAAUGGCAGAUGGAUUCAUAUUCCCCAUUCUGGCGCAGUUACAAGAAUAACUAAAACAGGGAAUGACGCAAUUAUUGGCAUCGGGAUGGACCGAAAGUUGUAUAUAAGGAGUCGUUACUACUCCAGAUGGAGCGGACCGUUGAGGAACAGUGGCCAAGUCAUUGACAUAAGUAUGGGGUCUGAUGGGUACCUCUAUGGAAUUGGCACAGACUACAGAGUUUACAUGAAGACCAGCAGAUCACUCAGUUCAACAUGGCGUCCUCUUCCUGUUCACAACUGUUGCGUCAUCGGCCUUGCUGUUAACUAAGCUAUGACUUAAUUACCUUAUUUUUUAAUCAUUUGGCAGAUCAUCGUCAAAGUCUUGGUGACGAUGCAACUAGUUGUUAACAAUAUCUGUUAGUUUUUUAAUUCUACUUUUCGCACACUUUUUUAAAUCUAUACACUUGAAGAAUACAAAAAUGGUUUUAUUAUAGUAGUCUUCUAUUCUAAAGAAGAUAUAUAUUCUGAAUUUGACCGUAUACGUCAGAAAAUGUCCCGAAGAUUUGGUGCUAUUGCAAAUGUAACCUGAGUGUUUGAUGGUAUUGCCAAUGUAGCCUGAGUGUUUUGAUGGUAUUGCGAAUGCAUCCUGAGUGUUGUAGUAGGCUUCCUAAAAUGCCAAAGUUUGCCAAAAGUAUUUUAACUGAUUGUCUAUUCCAAAUAUCAGAGUCAAGAGUGAAGAAUUUUGAUGCACAAGCAGUGCAGCAGAAACAAAUAAAACUAUGGUUUCGAUUAUUUAAGCAAUAAAGCAAUGCAGACGUUGCGAAAAGGAUUACACUAUUUUCAUAAGAACCUUUUUUCAGAGCUUACUGUAGCUUCGAGAGAUACUUAAUUGUUCAAUGACUUGAUAUUCUUUCUUUAUGUGCCACGAAUCAAUUUAAUGAAAUCGUAAACUGUCUUUUUAAGAGUCCUAAGAAUCACAACAAAUGAUAAAUCUGGCCAGACCAGGUCUUUGGAUUUUCCCAUCUCUUCUUUACAGAUGGUCAUUUGAAUACCUUCAAACAGAUUUUAAGCUGACGAGAAUUGUCUUCCGUCUUCUGGUACGCGGAUGUGGUUUACGUAAGAUAAGGAACAAGUUUCCUGAGACGAUUGUAACUUUUCUCUUCACGAUAGUAUGUGCCAGCGAAGCCUAAAUCAAAAAAUGGGAUGCUGUAUGGACUUUGUAAAAUUUUUAGGUAUUAGUUUAAGAAUUUUCCGCAAAAAAAUUUGUGUAAACAUGUUAUCAUUAAAUUCAAAAUGAUUGAACGUGAGAUUUAGCCCUAAAAGCCUAACGUUUGCAGGAUCUUGAGUAUAACCUAUUCGUUGAUAAUUUUUUCUCCCAUUUUGCAAAAAGUCGCAUAUAAAGCAAACAAGUUGGUGUAAGAUCGAUCUAUUCUGGGUCCGUGCUGGUGUAAACCAAGGUACACAUCAGUUUCUGACUUUACCUGUACCCUUCAAAACCGUUCCAGAAAUAAAAAUCAAAUGAAAUAAAAUGAAAAAAAUGGAAUGAAAUGAAAUUUUUCUAAAGUGACAGACCUCUUGACCGUCUUCAUUGUCAUGUUGCAACAGGAAUAGAUUUAUCAAUUCUUAUCAAGCUACAACUACAACUUGAAUAGAUUCUUAUGACGUCAAACUUCUAAACUCUACAUUUUCGAAAUGGAUCCGAAAGGAACCUUUUUCGAAAUGCAUCCUCUUUUGCUUCCUAUUUGCCGAAGAAGGAUGCUUUCCCGAUGACCUUUUCUAUCAAAAAACGUAGAAAGAAUACCUUCCGUUUUAAACUCUUUAAAAGCCUGUAAGCUGCCAUUGACUUACUAGCCUGACUUCUCUCUCAAAUCACAGAGACAUCUACAUUGCUGCUUGAAACAGUAGACAGGUUUUGUCAGUAACUGUUAUUGAUUUGUUGUGUCAUCGUACAAUCAGGAAUGAAGUGGACUAUUGUUCUCGGAUUUCUGUUGAUUUCAAUGAUCAUGUUCCAGUCUACGUCAGAAGUUGAUGCCAGCCCAGCCUUCUGGGGAGGGCGACGACGCAGGCGCACUAGUAUCUCAAUCUCAUUUGGGACAAGAAGACGAUCGGGAACUCGACGCUGUAUCCCUGGAUGCGUUUGUUAUCAGCAGCCAGGGUGUCCUUGCUGCUAAUAUUAGCUGUGCUGCAGAAGAGGACCAAAAUGGACUCGUAGCAACGAGGACAAUGUCUUUCUAUAAUGUUUUAGUCCAGUAGAAACAUGGCUCUAUAAAAUAUUGAUGUUAUGUUGAGUUUCAUUACUUUAGCCUAGAUCUUGGUAUAUUUUUUCUGCCUUUCUAAAUGGUGUUAUGAUGUUACUAAAAAGUGUUA
Messenger RNA from Rhopilema esculentum, 3520 nucleotides. RefSeq lists its product as uncharacterized. Lineage: Eukaryota; Metazoa; Cnidaria; Scyphozoa; Rhizostomeae; Rhizostomatidae. The record is from RefSeq and is a predicted model, not a curated record.